Salmo salar (Atlantic salmon) is the source of this 2007-nucleotide messenger RNA. Its product is annotated as Casein kinase II subunit alpha. NCBI's taxonomy places the organism in Eukaryota, Metazoa, Chordata, Actinopteri, Salmoniformes, Salmonidae. Gene Ontology annotation, molecular function: ATP binding; protein serine/threonine kinase activity. Gene Ontology annotation, biological process: peptidyl-serine phosphorylation; peptidyl-threonine phosphorylation; regulation of cell cycle. Gene Ontology annotation, cellular component: protein kinase CK2 complex; nucleus; cytosol. The record is from RefSeq and is a predicted model, not a curated record.
AAAACGUUCACCCAUGGGGGGCCCCAGGAUCGUGUUUGGGAAACCCCGAAUAGUGACCAUCAAAUGAAAUGCAGACAAGCGCCACCCCCGAGGAGUGGAAGUCUCGAGGAACUGCCUUCCUUUAUCGCAAACUGGUUGCCGGUGUUCGGCGUCGCCAUAUUUUCAAUCCGAAGCUCUGAGAGGUCCUGAGGAGACAGCCUUUGCGUCCACCUGAACAUGUCUGGCCCAGUCACCAGUCGAUCCCGGGUUUACCCCGACGUGAACACACAGAGACCCCGGGAGUACUGGGACUACGAGUCACACGUUGUGGAGUGGGGGAAUCAAGAUGACUACCAGCUGGUGCGAAAGCUAGGCCGGGGCAAAUACAGCGAAGUGUUUGAAGCCAUCAACAUCACAAACAACGAAAAAGUAGUCGUCAAAAUACUUAAGCCAGUAAAGAAGAAGAAAAUCAAGCGAGAAAUCAAGAUUCUAGAAAACCUGCGAGGCGGCCCCAACAUUAUCACACUUCUAGACAUCGUCAAGGAUCCAGUGUCCCGGACUCCAGCCCUGGUUUUUGAACACGUUAACAACACAGACUUCAAGCAAUUAUAUCAAACGCUAUCAGACUACGACAUACGGUUCUACAUGUACGAGAUCUUAAAGGCCCUGGACUACUGUCACAGUAUGGGCAUCAUGCACAGAGACGUCAAGCCACACAACGUCAUGAUUGACCACGAACACAGAAAGCUUCGCCUUAUAGACUGGGGUUUGGCAGAGUUCUACCACCCUGCUCAGGAGUACAACGUACGAGUGGCGUCCCGAUACUUCAAGGGUCCAGAGCUGCUAGUCGACUACCAGAUGUACGACUACAGUUUAGACAUGUGGAGCUUGGGCUGCAUGCUGGCAAGUAUGAUUUUCAGGAAGGAGCCUUUCUUCCACGGACACGACAACUACGACCAGCUUGUACGAAUCGCAAAAGUCCUGGGCACAGAAGACCUUUAUGACUACAUUGAUAAAUACAACAUCGAGCUAGACCCACGGUUCAACGACAUUCUGGGCAGACAUUCCCGUAAACGGUGGGAGAGGUUUGUGCACAGUGAGAACCAGCACCUGGUGAGCACCGAGGCUCUGGACUUCCUGGACAAGCUGCUGCGCUACGACCACCACGCUCGCCUCACAGCCCGGGAGGCCAUGGACCAGCCCUACUUUUACCCCAUUGUGAAAGACCAGGCGAGAAUGGGCUCUACAUCAGGGCUGUCGACUGGUUCAACCCCAGUCAGCUCCUCCAGUAUGAUGACAGGCAUCACCUCCAUGUCCUCGUCGCAGCCCCUGGCUAAUGUGGCGGGCUCUCCUGUGAUCUCCUCCCCCAGUGCUCUGGCCACUCAGGUCCCAGCCGCUGCCGGGGCCCAGCCCUGAACGGUGCCCUGGGAUGGACCCUCUGUCUGGCCUGGCCUACCCAACCAACAACCAUUUUUAUGUUGAGUAUAACAAAGGAAAAGAUAUUAGGUUCCCCCCUUUUCUUCUUUGUUUUCUUCCAUUUCAUACAAUAAUUCUAUAUUGAGAUCCGGGGGAGAGAGAAGAGAACAAACAUUACUUGCGUCUGUCUGGAUAAAAACUGUAGCUGCGUUCUUUCAUGAUGACGGUGUCUAGAAAUGCAACAAUGUAGAAAGUAAGCAAAAUGGAUAAUAAAAAUAAUUGUAUAUGUCCCUAAAGUACAUGUUUGUUUGAGGUUGUUUUCUAUGGGUCGGAGGUUUUUGGUUUUUUAACAACCGAUGGUGGUCACAUCAAAUGACUCAUGGGCUGCUUGUAAACACUUUGUUAAAUACGUUUUCUGUUGGUCAUAUUUUCAUCAUUGAAUGGCACCCCGGAUUGAGUUAUUUCAGUGUCAUCUCUAAUGUUUUUAUCACGAGGCAGUUUCACAAUGAUUAUGCUUGUUGUUUGGUUGUGGCUAUUUCAGGCUCAUUGAUCAAACUUUUUGUACAAGGGUUACGGUGACAUAUGACUGUGUUUAUAAAAUGUAUUCAAUAA